Messenger RNA from Mus musculus (house mouse), 2915 nucleotides. It is a transcript of the gene Hes2, whose product is annotated as hes family bHLH transcription factor 2. Bases 522 to 995 code for a protein of 157 amino acids. The transcript has 5 exons. Lineage: Eukaryota; Metazoa; Chordata; Mammalia; Rodentia; Muridae. Gene Ontology annotation, molecular function: protein dimerization activity; DNA-binding transcription repressor activity, RNA polymerase II-specific; RNA polymerase II cis-regulatory region sequence-specific DNA binding. Gene Ontology annotation, cellular component: nucleus. The record is from RefSeq and is marked reviewed. Gene Ontology annotation, biological process: regulation of DNA-templated transcription; negative regulation of transcription by RNA polymerase II; negative regulation of DNA-templated transcription.
ACAGGUGGAAUCUGGAGUCCAGAGCAAGUUGAAAAUGAGAUGAACUCCGAGGACCCCGGGGGUUGCCUCUUCUUGGGAAGCGGAGCUACGGUUUCUUUUUCACACCCUAAGGCCGGGGAACCAGGUCAUUUUUAAGUCAAUGGGGUGCUCUAGAUUUUAUGGAGCACUUAAUGUGAGGGGUCCAGCGACCCCAGUAUUGGUUAUGGCCGCUAGGUCGGAGAAAGAUUGGACCUUGCAGAGACAGGAUUUCCGUGCCCAGCUUAAAAGCAGUUGGUAGAACGAAUCUCCUUUCAAACCCUUGUUGUAUCUCUCUGAGGUCCCCGGCUGGAAGCUCUGCAGCCGCUGGGGACCUUUCGGUGGCCUAGGGAAGAGCUCGCAGAUCCGUGGGCGUGAAUGAAGCCAUAGGGUGCAGGAGAGGAGGCGAGGCCUGGCCCCAACCACUCUUCCUGUCCAGGAGCAGGGGCAAGGAUCCUCCACCCCGAGGUAACAGACCCUGUGCACCCUUCGCUUUCCUGCAGAGCAUGAGGCUGCCCAGAAGAGUUGAGGACGCGGCGGAGCUGCGCAAGAACCUAAAGCCGCUGCUGGAGAAGCGCCGGCGCGCGCGGAUCAACGAGAGCCUAAGCCAGCUGAAGGGUCUCGUAUUGCCGCUGCUGGGCGCGGAGACUUCCCGCUCUUCGAAGUUGGAGAAGGCAGACAUCCUGGAAAUGACUGUGCGCUUCCUACAGGAGCAGCCUGCGACCCUGUACUCCUCUGCAGCACCUGGGCCUUUGAAUAGCUACCUCGAGGGUUACCGAGCCUGUCUGGCGCGACUGGCCCGCGUACUGCCCGCCUGCAGCGUCCUGGAGCCCGCAGUGAGCGCGCGCCUACUAGAGCACCUGCGACAGAGGACUGUCAGUGAUGACUCGCCCUCACUGACGCUACCACCCGCUCCAGCUCCAGCUCCUUCUCCGCCGGUGCCUCCUCCAGGCAGUUCUGGCCUUUGGAGGCCAUGGUAGGUUCCUGGAUAUUUCACAGGCACCUGCUGCCGGCUGUCAGGGACCUGGAUGGGCUACCGGACCAAGGAAGUUCUCCAUGGCAACUGCAUCUUCUCACUCACUUUGAGAACAGUCUAGCUCCAACUGCCCUGUCAAGAAUCAGAUACUGUGACCUGGCUGGGUGAUGAAACCUUCAAGGAAGGGCUCGGCCAGAGGGUGAAAUGGGGCCAAAGGAAAAAGAGCAAAUAUGUGCAGGGUGAGGAGAAGCCCAGACUGGAAGAAGUGGUGCCUCGGCAGGGACACACCUGCCCUACAGUGGGCAGCAGACCAAAGUCUGGUCUUGAAGCUCACCUGGGCCUGGUGCCACACCUGCUAGGAUGGGUCACUGUGUUUCCAGCCACGCCUGGAUAUACUGCCAGCUCAGCUGGGCUUGUGACGUCUUUAUGAACAGAGCAGUGGCUUGGGGACUUUGACCGUGCCUCCUCAGAGCACUGAGCAGGGCAAAGGAACAGCAGGGCAGUCAAUCCUGUUCAACUCCUCCAAUCCUAGGCUUCCCUUCCCACUGAUCUGUAGAAGGGGGUGUGGACUCUCCCUUUUAAUUCUCUAAGUGUUAUUUCUCCCCCACCGCAGGUCUGGUGGUCUUGGGAUGUGAGGGGAGGGUGAGACAAGAGGGAGGCUUCCCUGUGGCUUUGGAGGAGCAGAGCACAGGCUCUGGAAUGGCAGGGACUCUGGAGAAGCAGAGGCAGGACCACCAUCAGCCUUGCCUGCUUUCUCUGGUAAACCCCUCUCUGAAUCCAGGCAGCUGGCCUAUCAGAAACUUGCUCAGAGGUUAUUUCUACCCCACGGAAGCCUGGAAGCCCAUCAAGACUCAGGGAAGGGCCUUCAGAUCCCAGGAGUGGGUGCUUCACAGAAAGUGGGAGGAUUUGUGAGCCAGGGUCACUCCAAGUCCAUGGGGAUUUGCAGCGCCUAGCCACAAAGCUGCUUCCAAGUCUGCACUGGGAACCAGGUCACUAAAGCCAGGAAGACAGACUGACCAGGGAAGGGACAGUCACUAUCUGCUUUGCUAUGCAUGUCUAUGAUGGAUCUGGGCACUGAUUUAGGUAGUAGGAGGUGAGGAAAUUGGAGGCAUUCAUAAGAAGAAAGACAAUAAAGAUGAAGAGGGAAGGGGGCUCCCGGCAGUGCUGGGCUGGGCCCGGUUGCCUAGACUGUAAACUCUUGGGAGGCGGGGCUGGGUAUAGUGCUCCUGUGUGUACCUCUGCGGUACUGGAUGCACAGUGGCUGUGCAACAAACAGGAUGGAUUAAAGGAGUCAUGUGACUGGCUCACACUGUAUCGGACCUUGGACAGCCUGGCCUUUGCUUAGAUCACCACUCCAAAUUCCUAGAGCAGAGGUUCUCAACCUUCCUAACGGGGCAACUCUUUAAUACAGUAACUCAUGUUGUAGUGACCUUCCCCCCACCCCCAGCCAUAAAAUUAUUUUGUUGCUACUUCACAACUAAAAAUUGCUGUGUUAUGAAUAAUGAUGUAAACAUCUGUGUUUUCUGAUGGCCUCGGAUGACCCUGUGGAAGAAUCAUACCCCCACUCCAAGGGGUCGCGACCCACAGGUUGAGAACCACUACCCUAGGCUCACCCACAUAUUUGUCCAACCAGGGUACAUAUGCAGUCUGUUUUGUUGUUCUUGGUGGAGCAAGAAGAGGCUGAGAAAUCGUUGGCCCUGGCCCAAACUCACCCAAGAGGCUCUGGGCUUCUCCUUGAAUAUAAAGGGACAUCCUCCUGUCUCCACACAUAAGAACUCUCAAUACUUGUUUACACAAUGAGUUUUCAGCCAUCUUUGCCUGAGGAUUGAGACCCUGCCUCAAAGAGGGAAAAAAAAAAUCUGGUCUGCCUGCUUCUGCGUCCUGAGUGCUGGGAUUAAAGGCGUGUGCCACCACCCGCAGCUUG